AAGCAUGUCUCCGCCUAGGUGAUUUUCUUUCCAGCUGUUACUUCGCCUGCCAAACGCGUUCAUGGCUCGUCACCGCGACACCGUCGCCGAUAGCGGCGGCGGUGCACUCCGCCUUGUUUCGCCAGAGCUCACAGCUUCGGUCACGGCGAAGCUGAGCGAGGUUGAGUCGUUCGUUUCGCGCGUGAAGUCGCAGCCGAAUCCGCCCGUGGCAAUUCGAGACCUUGCUUUCGACAUGGACAGGAAACUCCACGUAAACGAAAUUUUGGUUCCGCUCGCUUGUAUUCUCCUUCCUGGUUACGCGAUUCUGGUAGUAGUAGCAGAAAUUCAGCUACAUGAAGCAGCAGUCCUCCUUAUGAUAAUAAUCGUGUUUCGAGACAUCUCAAAACACGAUUAUUAUCACAGGCAGUAACAGAGGUAGUCCUCCCCUUUCUGGUUUUCGCUUGUCGAUCGACUUUCCUCCGCUGGUUUCCCUUCGAAUGUCCUUAUAUGGAACGGCCCGGCGUUUUAUUUGCUCCGUAUGACAUGACAUCAUUAUUGCAUGGCAUUUCGUGGCACGGCAUAGGAGUGGAUGGCAUGGGAUGGCAUGGGAUGGCAUGGUGUGAUAUUCUGUUCUGGUUAGUCUUUGAAAGAGGACCUCGGAGUGUACUCCAGCAGGGGUCUGGAGCCUAUGGACCUCUACAAGCGACCCACCUUCAAACGCGGACGAGAUGCAAUCAGCUCUCUCACCGCCCUUCACACCAUUGCAGCCUGCUUGCUUCCUACCACCACCUCUCUUCUUCCUCCGGGCGAUAGAUCGGCAGUAAGAGCAGUGCCAACCGUAGUGACAGGCCAAUGGGCAGCAGGUGCCGCCGAGACAGCAUGGGUGUCGAGAGCGGUGGUGAACGCACAGACUGUGGAUGUGCUGAUGGCGUGCCUGCAGAGCACUGCGUUUGAGGCCAACACGCAUGCCCACUUCCCGGUGCUGUGCCUGCUCCUCUCCUCGGUGCACACACUGCUCUGUUUCAUAGACGACUGGGCGCUCAAGGGGCGGCGCCAAGCGCAGCUAUCACAGGAGUUUCUUCCACAAGGAGACAAGCACGAACCAUCACCGAUUCUCGCCAGCCCCAUGCCACCGCUUAGCACCCCCGCCACUACUGCCAUGAGUACCACCGUGGGUUGGGCCGGCACACCUACCACUACCCCUCCCACCCGUCCCCACUCUCGCUGGCCGGAGUGUCUUGCCCCGGUAUUGGGAGAUAUAGAGGCAGCAGAACAAGGCGUGCAAUUCUUGAGGCGGAUGCAGUCGAGGGAGAGGAGGGUAGGAAAGAAGGGGGGCGAGAGGAAGGAGGGGAAGGGGAGGGGAGCGGGGAAGAGUGGUGGGGAUGGUGUGCAGGCAGUUUGCGAGAAGGGCAAGGGUGUGUCGACGUGCCUUGACUCGCCAGCAGCCACUAGGCUCAUCUCAGUGCAGGUGUACUGCGCACUCUACAAAUGGCUGCAGCAGGCCCCUGCUGAACAUUUAUUGCCAUCAUCAUUGCCCUCAUCACCCUCUUCGGCAUCCCUAGCAUCACCAUUAUCACCAUCACCAUCGUCUGUGUCACCGCCAUCAGCAUCAGCGUCAGCAUCCGGCAUCGAUCGGGUGGAAGAGGCAAUGCCAUGCGACAGCGUGGAUGACGGUGCAGCAACAAGGGAAUAUGGGUCAUGGGGAUGCAAGACAACGGGAUUCGAGACAACGGGAUUCGAGGCUUCAUAUUGGUUGUGGAGGGAUUGUGUGGACGACACACCGGAUUGGCUGGAGCUGCUGGAGGAGCAGGUGCGACUGGGCCGAGUGACAGAGGAGGCGGGUCAGCAGGGGAAGGAGGAGUCGCAGGAGGAGGAGGAAUGGGCGGAACAGGAGGCGCCACUAACAGCACAGGAGGCACAUAUGCGGCUGAUGCACUGCCUCGAGUGCGCAUGUGACAGGGCUCAAGACAAGGAGGAGGAGGAUGAUCCGGACUCUGCUGCUGCUGCUGCUGGCUGUGCUGCUCUGAGGUUGAGGGUUCUGGACGACCCCACUCGCCAGCUGCAGCGGUGGAUCCAGCCGCCCAUUCAACGCUGGGCGAGUCUAGUGGCAGCAGACACGGUGCGCUGCCUCAAGACGCACUGUGGCAUCAUGGAGACGCUCGAGGCUCUGAGGGACCUCUUUUUCAUCGAUGGAGUCUCCGUGACUCCUUGCUUCGUUAAGCUGCUGUGGCAGCAGAUGCGUUCCAACGCGCUGCUGCCAGCUCACAGCACCGACUCGCUCCAGCAAGUGAUGGAUCAUUGCCUCGCUACAAUGGCAGAUGGCCACGCUUCUCCUCUCCCCUUCAGUACAGUCACUGUCACUCUCCACAGCAGCUCCUCCCACUCCCCCACUCCCACACACUCAUACUCUCCCCUCCUCUCAUCCUCCCCCAGCACGCCAUCCGUGCUCACCACCCCUUCGCCUCUGGACCCUUCCUCUUCCACGCCCUUUCCCCGACCUUCCCUCACAUAUGUCACUCCUGCUGCUGCCACUGCCCAACCCGCUCCUUUUGCCCAUGCUAAGCCUUUCGUCCCCGGACCUUCUGGCAAUGCCGGACCUGUACCCCACAUCGGACCUACAGCCUCGGUUUCAUCCGCACCUUUCGCCAGACCUUCUGGACCCCCGGCACUUUCCAGACCUAGUACUCGUGCCGGGGCUGGGAUGUCCUCUGCCAGCGCCGAACCGCCGACUUCCAUGGCCAGACCUAGAGGUUCGGGUAGCAGAGGAGGUUCGGCAAUGCAGGAUCGGGUAACAGCGAUGGUGGAACUGCUAGGAGGGAUACGUAUGAAGGCUGAGCUGGAGUGGCCACUUGAUUACCUCAUGCACCCUGCAGCAUGCACUAAGUACAACCAGCUCUUUGCUUUCUUUUCCAAGCUCACCCUUGCCAAGACUGCGCUUGUUGCUGCCAAGGCUCACAUGGCGCAGGACCGGCGUUCGUUCCGAGGCAUGUCGAUAGCAACAAAGCGGGAGCUGCUUAUAGUGCAGCAGAUGCAGCACGCCAUCACCACCAUACACACUUACCUCAUGUCCAAUGCUGUGACAUCAGCAUGGCAUCAGCUGCAACUAUCCAUCAGCAGAGCAGCGUCAGUGGCAGCAGUGCAGCAAGCACAUGACGACUACCUGGACACCAUCCUCGAGAGAUGCUUCCUCGUUUCUUCCAUCAACAUGGGCAAGGCCAUCACAACUAUGCUCACCUCCCUGGCGUCCAAGGCCCUCCUCUUCGCCGCUCUCUGCCACUCCAAGCGCAAGCUGCUGCUGCAGCCCUCCAUGGCAACUCCCAGCACGCCUGCCACCACACCCACUGCCAGCACCAGCACCACUCCCUCUUACACACAUGCGCCCAGCACCAGCACUCCCAUGUACACGCGCACUGCCAGCAGCAGCAUGGGUGGAGCAAGGGGAGAAAGGGGCGGAAAUGGGGGACCAAGGGAUGAGGAGGCAGCAAUUAAUGCGGAGAUUCACCAGCUGGGGGGCUCCUUCCAUGCUGAUGUGUCGGCUAUCCUGGAGGUGUCUCGCAACCAAGCCGAGAACUUGCCAUUGGCCAUUCGAGACCUUCUACGACAUUUGAACUACAACCGCUUCUAUGGUUGAUGCAAUUUUCGUUACAAGCUGGGUGCAUAUGUAAGGUUGGGGGCAAAAUGAAGUCGAAUCGAUGUUCUGGUCGCUUGAAAACUACCGUCCUUUUCAUUUUUGUGUGUGUAGAUUGAUUGGGGGUGUGUGGUGGUGGGAGGGGUGUGUGGUGGUGGGAGGGGUGUGGAGCGGUGUUAGCCUUGCAUGCUUUAUUUUUUUCCCUAACGAAC
This is a messenger RNA of Closterium sp. NIES-67, 3819 nucleotides long. NCBI's taxonomy places the organism in Eukaryota, Viridiplantae, Streptophyta, Zygnematophyceae, Desmidiales, Closteriaceae. The record is from the annotation of a GenBank genome assembly.